Caenorhabditis briggsae is the source of this 642-nucleotide messenger RNA. Bases 1 to 642 code for a protein of 213 amino acids. Lineage: Eukaryota; Metazoa; Nematoda; Chromadorea; Rhabditida; Rhabditidae. The record is from RefSeq and is a predicted model, not a curated record. The transcript has 2 exons.
AUGGCUCUUGGCACCGUGCCAAUCGUAUUUUCGAAAAUAGGGAGCGUAUAUAAGCCGACAUUAGAGCCAUUUCCCAUCACUUUAUCUCUUCACAAAGUUAUGCGAGCUUCUCCUCAUCGCCAAACCAUUGCCAAGCUGUUCAACGACGGCAUCUCCACCGGUGACAUCGCUCGAAGACUUCUUCUUCCGAGAGCAACUGUCUAUCGAGUUGUGCAACAAUUGAAAGAUCGAGGACAUGUGUUGGAGCUUAAGAAAAGCGGAAGACCUCGUAGUGUCAACACUCGCCGGACUCGUGGCAUCAUCAAGAAGAGAAUCACACGAAAUGAUGCGGUCAGCAUGAACCAAAUGGCUUCAUCGCUCGGAAUCUCAAGACAAUCGGUUCAAUCCAUUGUGAACAAAGACUUGGGUCUGAACAGUUAUCGGCUCCUUCGUGGCCAAUACCUCACAGAACAGUCCAAGAAGAAUCGGCUCGAAAAAGCGAAAAAGUGCGCCGCCUCUCUGAAGUCAUUUGGACUGAUGAGAAAAUUUUUACGGUUGAGCCGCUUCCGAACCGACAGAAUGCUCGGCAAUUGUUGUCAAAGGACGAAGCAAAGUCCCCAAAACGUCGUCUGGCCUACAAGAGACUUUUUCCAAAGUCAGUGA